AACUGAAAGAGUUAUAUAUUCAGUGCUUAUGAACGUGUUGUGAAAGUUCAGUGUAGCUACGAUUCGAAUAAAUCCGUUCAAACGAACCUGUGACAAAGAUGCGUGCGGUCUGCAGUACUGUUUAUAAAGCGCCUGUGAGAUGUAAAGAGCAUAAAGAACGUUUGUGACAAACACACCGCCGUAUUGUGUUGCUGUAAGCGUGCCCGAGUCUGACGUGUUUGUAUGGUACAGAAAGCCCUACGGCUCCAUGUUGCUGGCUCAGGAGUUUAAACAAAAGGAGGCACGGGUCUUUUUGGCCGGGACGAGGUAUAAAUGCGAGGGGGUUAAAGUGAGGCAGAACUGCGCGUCAGUCAACGGGCGGGAACGGAUCCGACGGACGGAACGGAACGGAACGGAACGGAAAGAAGCCAAAAUGAGCACGGGAAAGAUCAUCUUCUAUGAGGACAGGAACUUCAUGGGGCGCUCCUGGGAGAGCAGCGGCAACUGCCCCAACAUGUCCUCCUACCUGAACCGCUGUUACUCGUGCCGAGUGGAGAGCGGCUGCUGGAUGGUGUACGAUCGCCCCAACUUCAUGGGCAACCAGUAUUUCCUCAGGAAGGGCGAGUACAACGACUACAUCGGCACGUGGGGGAUGAACGGUUGGAUCCGCUCCUGCCGCUGGAUCCCCAUGCACAGCGGCCCCUACAGGAUGAAGAUCUACCCCAGGGAGAACUUCAUGGGCCAGAUGAUGGAGAUGUCUGACGACUGCGACUCCUUCAUGGAUCGUUAUAGCUGGUCUCAAGGCUGCAUGUCGUGCCACGUGAUGGACGGCCACUGGCUCAUGUACGAGUUCCCUCACUACAAAGGCAGGAUGUGGUACUUCGGUCCCGGACAGUACCGGAACUACAGGCACAUGAUGGGAAUGAGCGGCAUGAGGUGUAUGAGCAUGAGGCGCAUCAUGGAUUCCUGGUAUAACUAAAACCACUUCAUGUUCGAUCUCGUGAGUCUCGAAUAAAGCGAAUGAAAGGAGAA
Ictalurus punctatus (channel catfish) is the source of this 1011-nucleotide messenger RNA. Its product is annotated as gamma-crystallin M2. Gene Ontology annotation, molecular function: structural constituent of eye lens. Gene Ontology annotation, biological process: visual perception; lens development in camera-type eye. The transcript is spliced from 3 exons. Lineage: Eukaryota; Metazoa; Chordata; Actinopteri; Siluriformes; Ictaluridae. The coding region runs from base 248 to 958 and encodes 236 amino acids. The record is from RefSeq and is a predicted model, not a curated record.